This is a messenger RNA of Malaya genurostris, 1978 nucleotides long. RefSeq names its product skin secretory protein xP2-like. The record is from RefSeq and is a predicted model, not a curated record. NCBI's taxonomy places the organism in Eukaryota, Metazoa, Arthropoda, Insecta, Diptera, Culicidae. Bases 66 to 1226 code for a protein of 386 amino acids. The transcript has 3 exons.
UUUUUUUAGUAGUAUAAAAGCGGCAGGUUAGUACAAAUCAGCAUCCAGUUCAUUGUCUGGAACCGAUGCGAAUAAGAAUAAGCGGUAUCGCAAUGAAGUUAUAUAUAUGCCUGUCAGCACUUUUGUUGGCUUCAGCUUACGCUGAAUCAGAUCAAAAGAAGUCAAAUGCAAAUGCAGUGCCUUUGGAGAAAAAGUUGGACAAACGUGGUCUGCUGAAUCUCGGCUAUGGCUACGGUAUCAACGGACUGGACGUAGGAUACAUUGGUGGACAUGGACAUUUGGGAGGAGCUUACCAUUCGGCUCCAGUCCAUGGGUACGGGCAUGGAGGAUAUCUGCUGGGAGGACAUACGGAUGUGACCAAGACCAUCACUCUUCUGAAAGGAGUGCCUGUGCCAUACACUGUGGAAAAACAUGUUCCUUAUACCGUUGAAAAGCAUGUCCCAUACCCAGUGAAAGUUCCAAUUCCGCAGCCAUAUGAGGUUGUGAAGCACGUUCCAGUGCACGUCAAGGAAUACGUUAAAGUCCCAGUUCAUGUGCCAGCUCCGUAUCCGGUCGAGAAGAAGGUCCCAUACCCAGUGCAUGUGCCAGUUGAUCGUCCCUAUCCCGUCAAGGUUUUGGUACCUCAACCGUAUCCUGUGGAGAAGCAUGUUCCCUACCCAGUGAAGGUUCCGGUUCCACAACCCUACGAAGUUACCAAGCAUGUUCCGGUUCCGGUUAAGGUUGAGGUUCCUGUGCCAGUACCGUACACAGUCGAGAAAAAAGUGCCAGUUGAAGUAAAGGUCCCGGUAGAUCGCCCCUAUCCAGUCCAUGUCCCCGCACCCUACCCGGUCGAGGUGGAGAGACCCGUUCCAUAUACCGUCGAGAAACCCUAUCCAGUCCCAGUGAAGGUACCCGUCGAUCGCCCUUACCCGGUGCCGGUUGAAAAACCAGUGCCGUAUCCGGUUAAGGUUGCCGUUCCGCAGCCCUACUACGUGGAGAAGCAUAUUCCUUACACCGUCGAGAAACCUGUCCCGUACCCGGUGAAGGUCCCCAUCGACCGUCCAUACCCGGUGACCGUUGAGAAGCACGUUCCGGUAGAAAAGCCCGUUCCGGUUCCAGUCCCGGUGAAGGUUCCGGUUGCAGUCCCGGUUUCCUCUCACUACCACCAUGCGCCACUUCAGCACGAUUACGAUACGAGCUACACUAGCUUCAGCGGUUACGGCCACGACUACAGCUACCAUCAUUAGGCAUAUUUAUUGGUUCGAACAUGCCAGUAAAAUAGCCUGACACACAACCGAAACGUAACUAGUAGGAUAGAUGAUAACCAGACAGCAAGAUUCGCACGUACAAACGUCAUCACCCAUCACCAUUAGGCAGAAAUUUGUUACCUUAUAUUUAAAAGCAUCCUUUAUUCUGCCGCGUGCUUAUUUCUAUACACAUUUUGAAUAGCUAUCGGCCGGCAAGUAUUCGUAACUUCGUAACUACGUUUAGUGAUUAUCAAUUCCGCUCGCGGCUGUGAUGUGGAGAGUGCGCGGGACGAACGGACAUGCAACGGGACCAAAACAAAAAAUAAGUAAAUCAACCCAAACCGAACGGAGAAAACUACGGGCAGCACAAAAAACCACCAGCAAGACGUAAAACUGAAAGUUACCAUUUUUUUCUUCUUCUUCUUCUUCUUUUUCCUUCAUCGAAUGCACCAUCAACCGAUAGUGGAACAGACAGAGUAAACCCACAACAAUGUCGAAAUCCCACCUCCCUUCGAAUGUUCCCUGAUCGGUUAAAUUAUGUCAUCCAACAUGUGCAAGCUGACAGCCCGUACGACGUUGUUUAUUUUAUUAGUGUGUACAACUGAAAUGUGAUUUUACUAUAUUUGUAAAAAAAAGUGAAGCAGGAACAAUUCGUGAAUGCUGCUGCAGAAGCGGAAAAAGAGCUGUAAGAAUUUAUUAUUGUAUUUUAUAUGUAAAUAAGAGGUCAAAAUAAAGAAAAAUUUGAAACAGAA